GAACGUGUGGAGCGAGUUGCGCCGUCUUUCACGACUCUGCCCCCAAGUGACAAAGGAACUGAGAGACAUUGCGCGUGUUGCUGUCAAGGCGGGUAAACAUACCCUGAACGGUUGAUUGAACGGCUGUGCGUGUGGCUACGUCUUGACUGGAUGUUGUGGAUUGCUACCUCAGCCACAGUUUGUAGAAAAUGACGGUUAAACACAAUCAAGUACUUAUCUCACUGAUUCUGACUCUUUCUUUCAUCAAUGAUGUGUCUUCAAAUACAACUGACACAUCCACGCUAAUUGAUGUGUCUUCAAAUACAACUGACACAUCCACGCUAAUUGAUGUGUCUUCAAAUACAACUGACACAUCCACGCUAAUUGAUGUGUCUUCAAAUACAACUGACACAUCCACGCUAAUUGAUGUGUCUUCAAAUACAACUGACACAUCCACGCUAAUUGAUGUGUCUUCAAAUACAACUGACACAUCCACGCUAAUUGAUGUGUCUUCAAAUACAACUGACACAUCCACGCUAAUUGCAGUUUCCUUACCUACAACGGCUGGGACACCAACAUCAGCAGAUUCCACGUGUCCGGGGGGUGUCGGUCUGCUUGGAACAGAAUACACAAUAGUAGGUGACAGAAGCAACUAUACAGGCUUGGUAUGGGUACGACCAACUGAUGGCCGGUAUGUCGUCACCUGCAACCCCAGCUGCAGCCCCGUGGCUGGAUACAGGGCAACUUUGAACGCCACACACUCGACACUCACUAUACACAGUGUUGGGGUGGCAGAUGCUGGUACAUGGAAGAUCGUUGAUGCGAAUGUAGGGGGUGCCAUCCCUGUCGGCGUGUGUCAGCUGACGACAGCUGGAUCAUCGUCCAGCCGUCUCUCUUCAACAACUCCAAGGUCCACGACAGUUAACGUUGUUGAGGGUCGGUUACCUGUAGGUGCUCUUAUCGGAAUUGUGAUCUCCAUCGUGAUCGUUCAGGCUAUAAUAGUCAGUUUAGCUCAUUAUUCCGUGCACCUCGUGGACAGAAGACAGGGAAAGACGUUUUACUAAAGGUCGGAGGUUUGUGCUGGUGCAGAAAGUAGAAGCAACUCAUAUACUGAUAUCUUGAUUUAAUGUCCAGUACUUGCAUCUACAAAAAGGCUUGUGUAAGAUAAGACGUAUCUGGAUAUAAAAAUCUCAAUAUCAAAUGUUGCUUUCCUGAAUAUCAAGUGCAUAUGUAAAGUGUUCAAAUCUAAAGUUAUUGAACAUUUCUUGAAGACAUAUAUACACAUGGAAAUCAAUUUAGUACCACCCAUAAUUUUGUGAUUGAGUCAAUUUACUUGCGGCGUAGUGCGUUCCAGAUGACACUGAGUAUCAAAUGCUGUCAUAAAACAUUUAGAAAGCAAGGCUUUUAUUUGGAACAAGGAAUUUAUUGUGAUUUGUUGGCAUCUUUGGGAACACAACAAAGUGAAAAUUACUGUUGCCACUCAAUA
This is a messenger RNA of Haliotis rufescens (red abalone), 1465 nucleotides long. Its product is annotated as cell wall protein IFF6-like. NCBI's taxonomy places the organism in Eukaryota, Metazoa, Mollusca, Gastropoda, Lepetellida, Haliotidae. The coding region runs from base 189 to 1043 and encodes 284 amino acids. The transcript has 12 exons. The record is from RefSeq and is a predicted model, not a curated record.